Molecule: messenger RNA, 1648 nt
Organism: Ornithorhynchus anatinus (platypus)
Lineage: Eukaryota; Metazoa; Chordata; Mammalia; Monotremata; Ornithorhynchidae
Gene: C2CD4C
Product: C2 calcium dependent domain containing 4C
Exons: 1
Coding region: 98-1411 (437 amino acids)
Source: RefSeq, a predicted model, not a curated record
CCUCCUCCACCUCCUCCUCUUCCUCCCCUUCUCUUCUUCCUCCUCAUCCUCCUCCUCCUCCUCCUCCUCCUCCCACGCAUCCUGCUCUCCGGGCCCAAUGAAGAAGACCAACAUGUGGUUACUGGAUCGGCUGCGGGGCUCCAUGGAAAAUGGCCGUGGGGGGGACUCGGGUGACAGAUCCUCCAAGGGGCCGCUAUACAGCAACGUCCUGACCCCGGACAAGAUCCCAGACUUCUUCAUCCCCCCCAAGUUCCCCACGGGGCCGCCCGAGGGCGAGGGGGCGGGGGAGAGCAAGGGGGCGGGGGCAUCGGCUCCUCCCCAGCCCCUGGGCACGUCUGCCUCCGAGCAGAACCUGGCGCGGGGGAGUGGGGCCCAGCGCAGCCCCCGGUUGUCGGCCAAGGUGGCGGCGGAAAGCAGGAACCUGCUCAAGGCCGCCAGCCGCCACAUCAUCCAGAUCGAGAGCGCAGAGGACUGGGGGCCCGAGGAGGCCUUUGGCACCAACGUGGACCCGCAGGCUCAGACGGCCAUGUCCCUGCCCUACGUGCCCAAAGCCCAGACGUCCUACGGGUUCGCCACCCUCAUGGAGAGCCCCCAUACCCGGCGUAAGGAGUCCCUCUUCCACAGCGAGCACGGCAGCCUGGCCCAGGCCACUUCGCCUGGGGCCCAGCGGCGGGCGGGUGGCAAGGUGAAUGGGGAGGGCGGGCAGCUGACCCCAGCUGACGUGGGCAUGUCGCUCAUGAACCCCUACCGCUACUUCAGCGGCGGGGAGAGCGACACGUGCUCCUCGGCCGAGUCGUCCCCCUUCGGCUCCCCGCUGCUCUCCCGCUCCGUCUCCCUCCUCAAGCUCUUCAGCCAGGACAGCCAGGCCAAGGUCAUCAAGCUGAAGCACUCGGUGGGCCGCCACAGCUCCCUGUCCACCGACGACAGCUCGGCCGACACCAGUCCCAGCUCCCAGCGGCGCGCCCGCUGCGCCACCCCGCCGGGGGGCCCGGCCCAGGCUCCGCCAGCCCCGGAGCCUGGCCAGGUGCACCAUGGAGAACACACGGUGCGCCUGACCAAGCGGGGGAGCCUGCGGCUGACGGCCGAGUACGACCCGUCGCAGGCGCGGCUGCGGGUGCGGGUGCUGGCGGCCGAGGGGCUGUACGACCGGCUCUUCGACGCGCGGAGCAUCAACUGCUGUGUGGGGCUGUACCUGACCCCGGGCAAGCUGCAGAAGCAGCGCAGCACCAUCAUCAAGAACAGCCGCCAUCCGGUCUUCAACGAAGACUUCUUCUUUGACGGGCUGGGGGCCGCCAGCGCACGCAAGAUGGCGCUCAAGGUCAAGGUGGUUAAUAAGGGGGGCAGCCUCAAGCGGGACACCCUGCUUGGUGAGAUGGAGAUGCCUCUCACCACCCUGCUGCCCUUCUUAUAAGAGAAGCACCCCUAGCCCUCGCCCCGCCCCUGCCUACCCCUCACUUGGGGCUGGCUUGAGGGGAAGAUGGAAGCUGGCCAUGGCCAGGGGGGGGGCGGGGGGUGUUGGCACGGGAUCUGCUGCCCAGGACGCACCUGGGUGGGGGCUCCAUUUGAUGCCCCCUUUUUUUCCAUCUCCGCCCCGGCCGGGCUGCCUUGGGGAAGGUGGGGAGGGAUCCACCCCGGCUGGCUACCAAUG